AUGGCUGCUACAAAGUUCCUUGCUUUGCUUCUGCAAGGCUUUAUCCUGUUCUCAGCGAAGGUUCAUGAGAAGCUGGAUGAGGCCACAUGGAAGCGCAUGGAGGAGCACAAGACGGAGAUGAACCAGGAGAUGACUCGUCUGAUGGAGGAGAUGGAGAGGAGAAGCCAACCGCAGUGGAGCCUGGUCCCCAUGAUCCUGCAGCAGAGGCCUCAGGAGCAGAGCAUCACAACCUGGACAGCUGUGCUCUUUGCUGUCACUGCUGGAGUGCUAGUCCUCCUGUAUUGGCUCUGCUGGUGGCUCAGGAAAAGAUGCAGUGAGACAGACUCAAUCUGGGGCAUGGAUGAGAUCUCAGACGGCAGGACAGAUGAGGCAGAUGAGACAAAUAAGGAAGAAAUUGAUGCAGAAGACAGCAUUUUUGCCAUCCUUUCAUGCCAUGACAGGUGCAAGCAGUGGCCUGUGCAGAAAACAAUCUCCAGGAGCGAGGAGGUGAAGGGGCUGGUGGAUGACCUCCUGCAGGUCUUGCGAAUUCGCCUGUCAAAUACUUUCUUGCCAGUGCUGCAGGAGGCCAUUGGUGUUGACAGCUCAUUUGAAGGAUGGAGUCCCAAUGAGACCGAUGAUGUUGUCUACCACCUGCUUGUGCCCCUGAAGGCCCCCACUGGGUACAGGUUCAUCCUGGAGCCAAUGAUCACGGGGUGGCGGAUGGCACCCAUACACUCCCGCAUCCGUGUGGACCUGGAAUGCAGCUGCGGGGGAAAGAAGACGCUAUGCUUCCUCCACAACAGUAAGAAGCAGCUGAGGAGGGUCAAGAAGAAACCCAGCGUCCUAGACAUCCUCUGUACCCACUCCUACCUAGAUGUGGAGAAAGUUGCAAAGUGGUUCCAGGAUUUGGUGACGAAAGCGUGGAUGGCAUUGCCUCAGUCACGUUGCUACAAGAUGAAGGUGCUGCCCUACAGCCAGACCUCCUGCCUGCUGCAGCUGAAAAGUAACUCUGGGAGUAAAGUCGCUCUUGAGAUCUUGUUUGGGGUGCAGCAAGGUGACUCAGAUAUCUUCCUCAGCAGCCUUCCUGAAGCGGACACCAACACCCCAAGCACAGUGUGGAGAAUAAACUCCCUUGUGGCAGAGGGGAAGUUCUUCAGACAUGUGGCUAGACAAGUCCCACAAGGCAGCUGCCACCUUAAAUGCCUUCAUCUCUGCACCUCUGUCCUGGAGGGCACAGACAUCUCCCAAUAUAUAAUCAAGACAGUUGUCAUGCACCUCCUCAACACCACACCCGUGGCAGGAUGGUGCAUACGGGACUGCAUCAUGCGCCUGGCAGAUAUCAUGAGGCACCUGCACUGCUGUCUGGAACAGAAGCAGCUCAACUACUUCUUCUUGGGCAAUGCAGAGAUGCCCAAGGAGAUCAUCUUGCCUCCAGACUUCCAACAAUCUGAGCCACCCAACCUCUUGGAGCAUCUUGUGCAGGAUCAGGCUGCCCAUACCAAGGCAUUGAGACAGUUUGAGGAGAUUCAGGACAGGCUCCUGAACAGGCUGUACAUAGGGCUCUCCACCAGCAGACGAGCAUCUACAGUCAUGCAGUGA
Molecule: messenger RNA, 1578 nt
Organism: Dryobates pubescens (Downy woodpecker)
Lineage: Eukaryota; Metazoa; Chordata; Aves; Piciformes; Picidae
Product: inositol 1,4,5-trisphosphate receptor-interacting protein-like 1
Exons: 1
Coding region: 1-1578 (525 amino acids)
Cellular component (GO): membrane
Source: RefSeq, a predicted model, not a curated record